UUGUGAUUAUGCUCACACCUGACACCACAAGAAGGCAAGAAAUCCAGCAGAGAUUAUUGGUAUAGCCAUUAUGAUUACCAUAAUCCCCAAACCAUCAACAUUCAAUUCCUCGGAAAUCAACCCACUAUAUAUUAGUAAUCCACGCUCCUCCAUUUCUCCGUUUUUCAGUUCCCAAAUUCGACUCAAAUUCCCAAAUAGACGUCGCCGGUUUCAGAUUCAGGCGUCUUCUUUAGUUCUCCCGCUUCUCCCUUUCCCAAUUGAUCAGGUUCUUGUUCCUUCUGAGGCUAAAACUCUUCAUCUGUAUGAAGCAAGGUAUAUAGCGCUGCUGGAGGAGUCUUUAUUUCGGAAGAAUAAGCUAUUUGUGCACUUUGUGUUAGAUCCAAUUGGCUCUAGUGGUACAUCAUCAGAAACAUCAUUUGCUGCUAGAUAUGGUUGCUUGGUCAUAAUAGAGAAAGUUGAACAACUUGAAAUUGGAGCAUUAAUCUCAAUAAGGGGCGUAGGUCGAGUAAAAUUAUUGGAAUUUAAACAGGUACAACCUUACCUGACAGGUGAAGUUACACCCCUGCAAGACAAUGUUCUGCACAGCACAACAGCAAUAAGUUCUAAAGUUCUGGGAUUGAAAGAAGCACUCCACAGUUUAAAUAGCUUGGAGAUAAAGUUGAAGGCCCCAGGGGAAGCAUCGUUGCAGACUCAAACUAUAAAUUCUCUAUUUUGGGCGGAAAACCAACAAUCUUUGGAUUGCAACACAGAUUUCAUUCCACCUGUGGCCGAGCGUGUUUCUUUUGCAGCACUUCAACCUGUUUCAGGUGCAACAAAAUCAGAAUUGCUCAAGUUACAGAGAGAAAAAUUGACAGCAAUGGAUGUAACAGAUACACUGGUAAGACUGGAGAAAGCUGUGGAACUAGUUAGAGACAAUACGGCCAUUCUUGCAGCCAAGCUUGCUAUUCAAUCUCUCGACAUGCGUUAAGGAAUGCAUAGUUCAAAUGUCAAUAUCUCAACACACACGCCAAACUAUAGCACGGCAUGUAUAUAUAUAAAAGAUUUUGGUAGUUGUUUGUUGUUCAGUGAUUAUCAUUCAUAUAUGUUGAUAUUUUAACCACCAUCAACAACCACCAACUCCACAUCUUGCGAUGUAAUUAACCUUGUCAACGACCUCA
Sesamum indicum (sesame) is the source of this 1157-nucleotide messenger RNA. RefSeq names its product ATP-dependent protease La (LON) domain protein. Lineage: Eukaryota; Viridiplantae; Streptophyta; Magnoliopsida; Lamiales; Pedaliaceae. The record is from RefSeq and is a predicted model, not a curated record.